GACGUGGCAAAAUAUGCGAAAAUGCCUACAAGCUAGUUCCGUACAACUGGUACAUACUGGAUUAAGACAGUGUUUGUAUUACGGGGAAUUGCUCGGGAUCAACGGAGACCCUACAUUCCUCUGCUUUAACGACAGGUCAUGGGUCUCUGCAAGUGUCCCAAAAGGAAGGUGACCAACCUAUUCUGUUUUGAACAUCGUGUCAACGUCUGUGAACACUGUCUUGUGUCUAAUCACAAUAAGUGUAUAGUUCAGUCAUACCUACAAUGGCUACAGGAUAGCGACUACAACCCCAACUGCUCCCUGUGCAACAAUCCACUCAACGCACAGGACACCGUGAGACUGGUUUGUUAUGAUUUGUUUCACUGGUCAUGUCUAAAUGACCUGGCGGCCCGGCUGCCUCUGUAUACGGCGCCUGCCGGCUACCAGUGCCCCUCCUGUCAAGGUCCGGUGUUCCCACCCUCUAAUCUGGCCAGUCCAAUCGCAGACACUCUGAGGGAGCAGCUCUCCUCUGUCAACUGGGCCAGAGCUGGACUGGGCCUGCCACUGAUUGAAGAGGCUCCAGAGACACAAGAGAGCACUACACAUGAUGUUACAGACUACAAUGACUGGUCCACGUUUGACACGCCAGUAGUGGAGCCCACAGUAUCCUAUGCUGAGACAGUUUAUCCCACGCACACGUACAGUCCUGACCCAACCCCCACCUCAGUCCAGCUAGAGGAUGAAGCAGUCAGUCACAACAAUGGAAGACUUACUACAGAGGACCACUCAGUCGUUAAUAUGAUUGCUGCAACUACCAAUGACUCAGUUACAAUAAGUUCAGCUUCAUCUCCGAGAAAGAUAUAUGACACAAGAGAGUCCGGAACCACUGUGACUCAGAUUGACAUUGAUGAUGAUAAGUAUCGGCGGCGCCCAACUCUGAGUUGGUUUGCGCAGAUUCUCAAGAAUCGCACAGGUGGGAAGAGGAAGGCCUUGACUCUGAAGCAGAGGAUCUUCCUGCUAUUGGUGUUGGGGGUCAUCGGAUUCUUCACCCUCAUCAUCAUCAUGGCCAAACUGGGUCGCGCCUCUGCAGAUUCAGACCCCAACCUGGAUCCCAUGUUCAACCCCAACAUUCGCGUGGGCCCCAUGUGACUCUCUCUUCUUUCAGCUCUCCUCUUCCGCUCCACUCAGCUCAGCGCAGCGGUCAGGAGUCACGCGUGGUGGACGGCCGUAGGUGUUCUUCCGAGUUCUUUCUUCAUUUUGUGGCGGGACCAGCUGAGCAGUACCCUCUGUCCCUGGACUGUACGUGGGGAAUAUAGAGCCCGGCCAGGACACGGUGAGAGCACAGCACUGCCUCCACAGACUUUGCAGACAUAUAUUUAUCGAUGUGUGUACCAAUAUUUUCUGCACCUUUUCAUGUUUUGCAACAACUUAACGUCUCCACACUACCCCUUAUUGGAUUAUGUGUGCUGUACACACGGAGAUUUAAUUUACAGAAGAUGAUUGGUUUAGCAAUGUCUUUUCUGGUCAAUAUAGUUUAAUAUAUCAUAUAUUUUUCACAUGCAGUACUUGUAGACCCCCCCCUUUUAGACCCUGACUGUGCUGUACAGCACUCUAUUUUAUGCCUGUUGAGGUUUGGGUUGCCUUCAGUGUGUUUUUUUUUCUUUCUUUCUUUUUUUUUUCCUUGCUUCUUACUUAGAUUCAAUUCUUGGAAAUAUAAGACAAUAUUUUCCCCAGCUGACUCAUCACAUGGGAAAAUACAUGUAAUAUUUACACAGCAGUAUCCAUUGCUAAAUUUCAUUUCCUGUACACUGACCACAAUUAACCAAGAGCUUUGGUUUUAUGCCCAGUAUAAAUGGUAUUUGAUAUGAUGUAUAACUUAUUUCAGAGUAUAUGCAACAAACACAAUCUUGUUUUGUGUAACCAUACACAAGGACAUUAAAAUGAGACUGAAUGGCUUUUAUUUGUGCUUGCCCCAAUGAGUAUAAAAGGCCAUACAUUAGAUCUUCCUCAGUGAUUUAAUUUAACUUAUGUUUUAUUUUUAAUUUGCUUAUGGAAAGAAAACUGGAAAUACACUUUAUAGAGCUGUAACACUAUCUUCGUUUUUCUUUUUUUGAUAGUUGGACAUUGAAAAUGUAUAAACGGUUAUUAAUUUGUUCCAGCAGAUUUUGACCCUUCAUACAUUCAACAAAUUAAAUUGUAAAAGAAAACCAACAAAAAUAUUUUGCUGUUGUUGCAAAAUGUUUCUUAUAGAGGAACAACUCAUCUGUACAGUGACAACAUUUGUAAAGCAGCUGAGCCUCAGCUUACUGACUGCUUUAUUUACAUUUCUGACUAUUAAAUAAUGACCUUUUUAAAUAUGAAAGUUAUACUUACAUUUUUUAAGUCAAUGGAGUUAUCAAUCCAGAAACAAUUUAUUUGAUAAGUUUGACUUGAGCAUGGAAAAAGAAUGUGCACAGUGCCUUGGGUGUAGAUGUUUAUUGUGACUGUGUGGACAGUGAUUGUGGCUUGCAUGGAUUCAGAGAGUUGACCAGGCAGUCCUAUAAUAGUCCUCCGAGCCAGUUCGUCUCAGUAUUCCUCUGCUCUGAACCUCAUCAUGAUGAACUCAUAACCGAACCGGAGGCAAAAAACGCUUAGGUUAAGAACUAGAGGAUGGAGAGGAGAAGAGUUGGGAGAUCACUUCAGAGCCAUGUUGCAUCAUGUGGUAAAAAAAAACGACCUUCAUGAAAAUAAAAAGUGAGCAAUACUUGACUUGGAAUGCGAAACUCACGGACUGAUGCCAAAGAUAAGUAGCCCAUUCUGCGAUUUCCUGCUUGAAGGGAGUACACUGAGGCUAGUAAUGACCAGUAGAAAGUCACAACCUGGAUAAUCUGUAAGGGGAUAAUAUGAGCGUGAAUGAUACUUAGAGUUGCCUACAUGUGUGAAUGGUCAUAAUGUCUUAUUAUGGUUAUUUAGCAGACGCCUUUGUCCAAAGCGACAUACAAAUAAAUAACAAUACAAAUAAAAUUAACAGUGAACAAUUACAAAAUAGGGAGAACAGCAAUAUUACUGUAAAACUGUAUAAAACAAUCAUUUUAAGCACUAACCUAAUGAGAAAGAAACAAUGAAGAUGAGAAUAGCAAUCAAAUAAGUCACUCAAUUAAUCAUAUAAUAACAAUAGCCUAACUAUGGCAUGGUAUGGCUAAAUUUAAGGACAAUAGCAAAAUAAAUGUCAAAUUCUAUCAAUGGACAAAUUAUAACAAAACAAUACUAUUAUACAAACCAUAACACAUAACAAACGCUCAAAAGACUAAGUGCAUAUUAAACAAAAUGUAUCAUGAAUCAUCAUAUCCAGUUUGAAAGGUUAUGCAGAGUUUUUACCAGUAUGCC
Molecule: messenger RNA, 3345 nt
Organism: Sardina pilchardus (European sardine)
Lineage: Eukaryota; Metazoa; Chordata; Actinopteri; Clupeiformes; Clupeidae
Product: zinc finger protein-like 1
Exons: 8
Coding region: 139-1128 (329 amino acids)
Cellular component (GO): Golgi apparatus
Source: RefSeq, a predicted model, not a curated record